GAAGGGUUGAAGACUCUCAGGCUUCGAGGAUAUAUUCAGGGCAAGGAGGUUUUCAUGUUGGACGACCAGAGGUAGGGUUGGUGUGGGAUUGAUUUCAUGAUUAUGGAAUUAGGAGUGCAAGCCAUUGAGUUAGUGGGAAAAAAAGAUUUGAAUUCUUCCUGUUUGGGACAUGGAGAAUAAAGAUAGGAGGGUGCUAGGCAGGGCAUCAGGAAUCCUAGCUUUUUCUUGACCUGGGGUCAACAAAGAUGUAGACCUGCUACCUGCCAUUGUUACUGGCAACAAAUACUAUUGGUAUGGCAGACCACUCUCCCCACCACUAUUCCUCGCAGUUCCUUUGAGUUGUGAGCCUUUCAGCUGUGUUGUGAGAUCGGUGCUCGCCUCACUGUUCUUGUUGCUGCUACAAUUACAAGGUGACAGACGAUACUUCGACUAGUUCGUCAGAUGGCGCAACCACAAAGUCGCCAGGAGCAGUCUGCUACUCCAAUGGAUAGGCGUCUCCUAGCAGCAGCCACAACUGGAGACACAAUAGCAAUGCAGCACCUGGCUUCACAUGAUCCAGCUGUGCUGCUUGGAACAACUCCACAGCGGAACACGUGUCUCCACAUCUCCUGCAUCUAUGGCCAUGAGGGAUUCUGCAAGGAUGUCCUGACGCUCAACCAGUGCCUCCCACUUCUCGCCGCCACCAAUGCCGACGACGAGACGCCGCUGCUUGCCGCUGUAGCUAGGGGGCGUGCCAAAUUAGCUUCUAUUUUGCUUAGGUUCUACUGUGAUCAGCAUCUGAGGGACACAAUCCUGAUGCAAGACAAGCGUGGAUUCAACGCACUGCAACAUGCAAUCUUCAGGGGACUUAGGAAGCUUGCACUGGAGCUGAUAGAAGCAGAGCCUGCCUUAUCCAAAUCUGUGAACAAAUGGUAUGGGUCACCCAUGUUCACCACGGUGAUGAUAGAUAAUGGGGACGUCUUUGAAAAGCUAUUGGAGAUUCAUGAUGCGGCUGAUGGGGGAGCUCGUCGGUACAAUGCUCUGCAUGCUGCCGUGACAACUGGUAAUGCAGUUAUGGCCAAAAGGAUUAUGGAGGCACGCCCAUUGUUAGUCAGACAAGAAAAUGAUGAUAAGCGUACACCAAUGUACCUGGCCGCAAAAGAGAACAAGAUUGAGGUGCUUAGAGUAUUGUUGGAACAUGAUCCGUCUUUGGGUUAUUUCACCUCCACAGAUGGCUCCCCUCUUCUUUGUAUCGCAGCAACAGAUGGCCAUGUUGGUGUUGCUCGAGAGCUUCUUAGACAUUGUCCUGAUCCUCCCUAUUGCGACACAACAGGUUCGACAUGUUUUCACAUAGCUGUAACAUCUGGUCUGGCAGAUUUUGUGAGAUUUGUCGUGAGGUCUCCACAACUCCAGCAUCUUGUUAACCUGCCCGAUAACAAGGGAGAACCUGCUCUGCUACUCGCACACAGAAUCAUGGCAGCAGGUGAUGAACCAAAAAGAAAAACAAUGAUGAGCGUGAUCACUAUUUUACAGUGCUACAACAAUAAUAAUCUUAGUGUCCACGCAGAGCCUUUCACCUCGGGGAUGGAACGGCUCGUGAAAGCAGCAGUAUGUGGUCAUGUCGCAGAAAUGAGGAACCUGUAUCUGCAUGUUCCGGAUGUGCUGGUUCGAACCACUCCUCAGGGAAACACCUGCCUCCACAUCGCCGCCAUACAUGGCCACAAGGUAUUCUGCAAGGAGGUCCAAGCUCUGAAACCGUCACUUCUUGCUGCCGUCAACUCGGACGGCGAGACCCCUCUGCUGGCCGCCGUGGCCAGUGGCCGUGUCUCUGUAGCUUCUGUUUUGCUUAGGUGCUGCGGUGAUCGGCAGCUGAGCAACACAAUUCUGAAGCAAGACAAGCGUGGAUGCAGCGCGCUGCACCAUGCCAUACGCAGCGGACACAGGGAGCUGGCACUGGAGUUGAUAGAAGCAGAGCCUGCUCUGUCGCAAGCCGUUAACGAGUACGGCGAGUCACCCAUGUUCAUCGCGGUGAUGAGAAACUACGAGGAUGUCUUCAACAAACUGUUGCAGAUUCCUGAUUCUGCUCUUGGAGGAGCCUGUGGCAUGAAUGCUCUGCAUGUUGCUGUGAGAAACGGUAACUCAGACAUUGCUACAAAGAUUAUGAAGACAGUUCCUGCUCUGGCCAGAGAGGAAGAUACGGUUACUAAGACUCCAGUGCACCUGGCUGCACUUUAUGACAAGAUUGACGUGCUAGGAGUCUUGUUGGAACACGAUCCGUCUUUAGGUUACCUAGUCACAGGUGAUGGUUUCCCUCUUCUUAGUCUUGCUGGAUUUAGAGGCCAUGUUGGUAUUGCCCGAGAGCUCCUUAAGCAUUGUCCAGAUGCGCCCAGUACCUCAGUUUCUGGUUGGACAUAUCUGCACACAGCUGUAUCGUAUCAACAGACGGAGUUCGUAGAUUUUGUCCUGGGUUUGCCACAAUCUGGUAGACUUGUUAACAUGCGAACUAAAGAUGGAGAUACAGCUCUGCACCUCGCAGUCCAAAAGUGCAAUCCCAAGAUGGUCGCUGCUUUACUGCUUCACCCAGGCAUAGAUGUCACUGUGCUUAACAACAACGGCAACCCAGCAAACUGGGCAUUACCCAAACACCUUGCCAAGACUUUGAACUGGAACGAAGUGUCCAUGCUUACGGUUAAGGCUGAUCCUCAAGACGCAGGUUCUAUUUUAAAUCUCCACAUGGAUGCCAAGGAUGAAGUAACCGACUCAUCAAGGAAGGAUAUCAAGACCCUAACUCAAACAUACACAGGCAACACAUCCCUAGUAGCGAUCCUCAUCGCUACGAUUACCUUUGCUGCUGCAUUCACUUUGCCCGGAGGAUACAGCACUGAUGCUGGAAACGAGGGGCUUCCCAUCAUGGCAAGGAAGAUUGCGUUUAAGGCAUUCUUGAUCUCUGAUGCAUUGGCAAUGUGCUCCUCACUUGCUGUUGCUUUUAUAUGCGUCAUAGCAAGGUGGGAGGAUCUUGAGUUCUUGCUUUACUACAGAUCUUUUUCAAAGAAGCUCAUGUGGUUUGCAUACAUGGCAACCACCACAGCAUUCGCAACUGGUUUAUACACUGUUCUGGCUCCUCAACUCCCAGGACUGGCUGUUGCGAUCUGUGUUCUGACGUCUCUGCUGCCCAUUCUUACUAAGCUUCUUGGCGAAUGGCCUAUCUUGAGACUGAGAUUUCGGUUAGGUCAGACAUACAAUUCAGAGCUCCUCAAAAUGCUCUAGCUUCAUCAUCUUCAGUUAUUGAUCUAUCUAAUUUUCUGUUUUUAUGUUGGAAACAUGCGGAAACAGUAAGUUCACCGAACAGCACUAUUGUUUGGGUAAUUUGGAACCCACAUAAUAAAGCCCAAAUUAUAUACUUUGAACACAUCAUUUUUCAAGCCUGUGUAGAUGAGUUAUCGUAUUUUAUUUCUGAGUUGGACAUCCUA
Messenger RNA from Sorghum bicolor (sorghum), 3449 nucleotides. RefSeq names its product protein ACCELERATED CELL DEATH 6. Gene Ontology annotation, molecular function: protein phosphatase regulator activity; protein phosphatase 1 binding. The coding region runs from base 442 to 3246 and encodes 934 amino acids. The record is from RefSeq and is a predicted model, not a curated record. The transcript is spliced from 6 exons. NCBI's taxonomy places the organism in Eukaryota, Viridiplantae, Streptophyta, Magnoliopsida, Poales, Poaceae. Gene Ontology annotation, cellular component: plasma membrane.